Molecule: messenger RNA, 624 nt
Organism: Marchantia polymorpha subsp. ruderalis
Lineage: Eukaryota; Viridiplantae; Streptophyta; Marchantiopsida; Marchantiales; Marchantiaceae
Source: the annotation of a GenBank genome assembly
CCAUCAGGUUUGUGAUUAUGGAAUUAUGCUUCGAAAGAUGAAAGUGCUGUUGACUCUCAGAACAUGGAGUUUUCGGUGAGGUUUUCGGAUGAUAAGUUCCUGGAGCUGAUUACGGCCUCCCUUGACAAUUUCGAUUAUCCUGAAUAACAUGAGAUUAGACUUGUUUGAUUCUCUUAUUAGGUAAGCACGAGCUCAUGUUUGCCGUCUACGAUCUGAGUAUAUCGAAUCCUUUGAGCGGAAUUCACUUUGCCCAUUGCACAUGCAUUUUAUUUUGGAGUCGCGAGGGUAUCCACGAAAGAUUCUAAAAUCCAUCACUUCCGAGAAAGAAAGACGAGCUUCAAAUGCAGCCGUGUGUAUACCUUUAGUUCUAGCCUUGGCAUCGUUUGAGCCAAACCAAGAAGUGAAUACCUCCAACCCGAUCAUAGAAGUAUGUGUUUCGAAGUUGGAUCCCGCGACGUGCUUUUCCACUCACCCCAUACAUCACGAGAGUGCGGUCGAGAUGGUCACUACAACAUGGCCCCUCAAGAUCAAGAUGAUGCAUCGAGCAGCUGAAGGAUGAGCGAUCCGUGGACCCGUACUUCGUACUGUACCGGGAAAUCCCUACAGUUGCGUCUAGACAUACUC